GUCUGACUCAACUAUUCGAGCACCACUGCGAAUUAACGUAUCGGCGGCCGCUCCAGCUUCUGAUAGACAAGCGAGGAAGAAUAUCGAGGCGUUCUUGCUGAAUUACCAGUCAAGACCUGGUGGCGCAGACUCUGCUAUUCUGACUAGACUUGAGAAGUUGAGUGCUUCGUUGCGAGCCGAUAAGGAAGGAAGAACGGAGACGAACGGUUCAUUGUGAUGACGCUUUAGAUUUAUUAGAAGCUGUCUAGAAGCUCCAUGAUUUGUAACACAUCUGCGACACCGACGAAAAGGAAUGGAUCAGCGACAGGCGUAGAGUUUCACUAUGAGCUUUAACGGCAUAGGCGUUAUUCAUGCAAUUCGUCCGAUAGUAAUCGCAAUUGGCAGCAUCAAAUCGGAUGACAGAUGGCCAGUGGGUAGGGUAUUGCGAGAUUGUGAAAUUCCAGCUAUUGGAGAUACUUACAUUAAUAUCUUCGCCCAGUAUGACGUGCAAAAUGUUCCUAG
Molecule: messenger RNA, 501 nt
Organism: Fomitiporia mediterranea MF3/22
Lineage: Eukaryota; Fungi; Basidiomycota; Agaricomycetes; Hymenochaetales; Hymenochaetaceae
Exons: 3
Source: RefSeq, a predicted model, not a curated record